Molecule: messenger RNA, 2280 nt
Organism: Penicillium maclennaniae
Lineage: Eukaryota; Fungi; Ascomycota; Eurotiomycetes; Eurotiales; Aspergillaceae
Product: putative G-patch domain protein (TFIP11)
Exons: 2
Coding region: 1-2280 (759 amino acids)
Biological process (GO): spliceosomal complex disassembly
Cellular component (GO): U2-type post-mRNA release spliceosomal complex
Source: RefSeq, a predicted model, not a curated record
AUGGACUCGCCAUCGUCAUCCUACGCCGGCCAGAAGCGCAAGGUCGCCGACAUGAGCUCCGAUAGCGAGGAUGACCGCCCGACCACCGGCUUUAAAGGUUUCGCCAGAGCGCGAGAGCCUUCCGAAUCGCCUCCGAGAAUGGGCGGCCUCGGUAGCGCCAAUCGCAACCCCUGGAAUAAUAUGAACAAUGGUAUCGGAGAGAAUACGGCGGCCCGCGGUGGAGGUGCCGCCCGCGGAAGAAAGGGCGCCGGAAACUCAUUUGCCGCGCGCAUGAUGGCGAAGAUGGGUUACAAGGAGGGGCAGGCCCAGGCGCGCCCACAGGGUGCCGGUCUGGGUGCAGUUCGAGAGAAGACCAAGCAGGCACGCGACGAGGAACGACGAGAUGCUAAGCGCAGAGGCGAAACAGUAGAAGAAAGCUCCGAUGAGGAGAAGCAGAGACGUCGAAGAAAGAAGGAUGGACGCAAGUCAGAGUCUCGCAGUGGCACAGGCACCCCAGUUCCGCGACCCAAGAAGCCUCAAUUCCGCACAGCGCUUGAGUUGGAAGCCGAUAUGCAGGGUCUCGAGGUGCCGAACGUGCUAAAGUCGCUCAUUGAUGCCACUGGCAAAGAACAACGCACCCUGACAUCGACUGCUGGCUUGAUGGCUGGCCCAGGAUUUGUCGGCUCGGGCGAAGGGGAAGCAUUGAAGCUCGCUCGACGGGCUCGCCAUGAUUUGGAGGCAUUUGCAGACGAAUGGAAAGGCUUGACAGAGAGGAAGAAUUUCAUUGAGAUCGAAGAGGCGCAGGUCGUGGACGAACUAGACGCUUACCAAGCCCGUCUGAAUCAUCUGACCGGGCUGAUCGCCGCCGUGGAAGAGCUGGAUCUCUUUGAACAUGAUGAAAAUAUUGCGGCGAAAUUCGACGAAAUGACGGGCAAGCUUGAAAAUAUCAAAGCACAAUACGAGGAUGUCAUGGACGAGUACAAGCUAGCUGAGGCUGCAGUAGCUGCUAUGCACCCACUGUUUCGUCAGGCCAUGGAAGAAUGGGAGCCCUUACAAAACCCCACGUUCCUGGUGUCGAAUCUCACGCGCCUUCAACCACUUCUCGCUCGUCGAAGUGAAAAGGAAGAAUUCCAAAGGCAAUCAACAUCGCCGUACGAAACGAUGAUAUACACUCUCUGGCUUCCGCGCGUCCGCUCGGCUCUGAUGCAUGAUUGGGACGUUUACGACCCGACUGCUGCGACCACCUUGGUCAAUUCGUGGAGGGCGAUCGUUCCUCCAUUUGUCCUUGCCAAUCUUCUCGACCAACUGGUUGUUCCAAAGCUCAGCGCAGCAUUGAAGGAGUGGAAGGCCCGAAGCAGCCGACGACACCCAUCUCAGCAUGAUGGGAAGUUUCCGUGGUGGCUAUUCCAAUGGCUGCAAUACCUGGAUGAAAAACAUACCAAUCCGAAGCAGCCAACGGGUCUCAUGUCAGACACUAAGAGAAAGUUCCGUGUGGUGCUCGACUCAUGGAGCCUUCACAGGGAUCUUAUCAGUGGCUUAGACCUCUGGAAGGAGGCUCUCGGUAGCGAGUUUGAUAUCUGUCUCCGAAACCAUUUAUUACCUCGCUUGGCACGUCACCUCCGCGAAGACUUUGUCGUGAACCCCCAGGAACAAGAUCUAACGGCACUGGAGGAUGUCCUCCGGUGGAAGGACUACUUCCAGCCCAUGGUGAUGGGCGAACUACUUGUCUCUGGUUUCUUCCCUAAGUGGCACGAGAUACUCUACAUUUGGCUCACCAAUGAUCCCAACCUGGAGGAAGUUGCUACGUGGUUCUCUUGGUGGAAGGAACAAAUCCCAGCCGAGAUCAACGAAAUUCCCAAAGUGGAUAGCGAGUGGAGUAAGGGUAUUCAAAUUAUGCAUCAAGCUGCGGAGCUUGGAGAUCGCGCAGCUGCCGAACUUCCACGUCCAGCUACUGCUCGCGCUACGCUUCCCACUCGUGAAGACAACGUGGCUGAAGCAGCAGCAGCAGCAGCAGCAGCUCCUCCACCAACACCUAAAGCACACAUCGAGGAGGAGAUUUCUUUCAAGGAUAUUCUGGAAAAUUGGUGCGUCGAACAGGGUCUAAUCAUGCUGCCGCUGCGUGAGGCACACCCGCAAACCGGACAUCCACUGUUCCGCAUUACAGCCAGCGCAACUGGAAGAGGUGGAGUGGUGGCCUUCUUGCAAGGCGAUAUUGUGAUGGUACAAAACAAGAAAACCAAAGAUGUAUGGGAGCCCAUGGGCUUGGAUGAUCAGUUGAUAGCGUGCGCCGAGGGCCGCUAG